Molecule: messenger RNA, 5030 nt
Organism: Galleria mellonella (greater wax moth)
Lineage: Eukaryota; Metazoa; Arthropoda; Insecta; Lepidoptera; Pyralidae
Gene: sxc
Product: UDP-N-acetylglucosamine--peptide N-acetylglucosaminyltransferase 110 kDa subunit
Exons: 10
Coding region: 211-3387 (1058 amino acids)
Biological process (GO): protein O-linked glycosylation
Molecular function (GO): protein N-acetylglucosaminyltransferase activity; protein binding
Source: RefSeq, a predicted model, not a curated record
GUCGCACUAUUGGUUGCGGCGCUUUAUUCAUGGUGGCGUUGUCUCGUGGUCGUUCUAUACGUGUUAUUCCUUUUCGUUUGUACAAAUUAUCAUGUUACAGUGAAGCUUUUGUCAUGGAAUUACAAUUUAACUUAAUCUAAAGUUGCAUCAAUGUUUUUUUGUGUACGUUUAAUUAGAUUUUGUGUUGAGUGAAGCGUUACCUUUACAACUAUGAUUACAAAAAUGCAACCUCAGGCUAAUGUUGCUGUGCCACAAUCUGUCACGACGCAGCCCCAACAAAUAGUUGGAGUUACUGCAAAUGCAGUAAUCUUAAAAAUGUCCGAUAUCCAACAGAUAUCUACAGUUGGUCUUUUGGAGUUGGCACACCGUGAGUACCAAGCCGGGGACUAUGAGAGCGCGGAACAGCAUUGCAUGCAACUAUGGCGGCAAGAUGGCACCAACACUGGGGUGCUGUUGCUACUCUCUUCAAUUCACUUUCAAUGUCGCCGAUUGGACAAGUCUGCGCACUUUUCUACAUUGGCAAUAAAACAAAACCCAUUAUUAGCAGAAGCUUAUAGUAACCUGGGCAAUGUGUACAAAGAAAGGGGACAAUUACAAGAGGCUCUGGAGAACUAUAGGCACGCUGUCCGGCUAAAACCGGACUUCAUUGAUGGUUACAUCAACUUGGCGGCAGCACUUGUGGCCGCCGGCGACAUGGAGCAAGCUGUUCAAGCAUAUGUCACGGCGCUUCAAUAUAACCCUGAUCUUUACUGCGUAAGAAGCGAUUUAGGCAAUUUGCUCAAGGCCCUGGGACGUCUAGACGAGGCAAAGGCUUGUUACUUGAAGGCCAUCGAAACGAGGCCUGACUUUGCAGUGGCAUGGAGUAACUUAGGAUGCGUAUUUAACGCACAAAGUGAAAUUUGGUUGGCCAUACAUCAUUUUGAAAAGGCGGUGGCAUUGGACCCCAAUUUUCUGGACGCUUACAUUAAUUUGGGAAAUGUCUUAAAGGAAGCAAGAAUAUUUGACAGGGCUGUAGCUGCCUACCUUCGUGCUUUGAACUUAUCUCCCAAUAAUGCUGUUGUACAUGGAAAUUUGGCUUGUGUAUACUACGAACAAGGAUUGAUCGACUUGGCCAUCGACACCUAUAGAAGGGCCAUAGAAUUGCAACCUAAUUUCCCAGAUGCUUACUGUAAUUUGGCCAAUGCCCUGAAAGAAAAAGGUCAAGUUGCUGACGCGGAGGAGUGUUACAACACCGCUUUACGUCUUUGUCCUUCUCAUGCAGAUUCUCUAAACAAUUUGGCAAAUAUAAAACGCGAGCAGGGUUAUAUUGAAGAAGCGACUCGAUUAUAUCUGAAGGCUUUAGAAGUGUUCCCAGAAUUUGCUGCUGCACAUAGCAAUUUGGCAUCUGUAUUGCAACAACAAGGGAAAUUAAAUGAAGCGCUCAUGCAUUAUAAGGAGGCAAUACGAAUUCAGCCCACUUUUGCUGAUGCAUAUAGUAAUAUGGGCAAUACGUUGAAAGAAAUGCAAGACGUAGCUGGCGCGUUACAAUGUUAUACCAGAGCUAUUCAGAUAAACCCAGCAUUUGCUGAUGCUCACAGUAAUCUCGCUAGUAUUCAUAAAGACUCUGGAAAUAUUCCCGAAGCCAUACAAUCAUAUAGGACAGCAUUAAAACUAAAACCAGAUUUUCCUGACGCUUAUUGCAAUUUAGCCCAUUGCUUGCAAAUCGUAUGCGACUGGACAGAUUACGAGGCCCGUAUGAAGAAACUUGUCAGUAUUGUGGCGGAGCAACUUGAUAAGAACAGACUCCCGUCGGUCCAUCCACACCAUUCCAUGUUGUAUCCUCUAACACACGAUUUCAGAAAAGCCAUUGCUGCCAGACAUGCUAACUUGUGCUUGGAGAAAGUUCAAGUUCUUCAUAAGCCUCCCUAUAAGUUUGCGCGCGACCUCCAAGGUCGACUGCGUAUAGGUUAUGUUAGCAGUGACUUUGGUAACCAUCCCACAUCUCAUUUGAUGCAGUCUGUGCCCGGAUUACAUGACCGUGGGAAAGUUGAGAUCUUCUGUUAUGCUCUAAGCCCUGAUGAUGGUACGACUUUCCGCUCAAAGAUCGCCAGAGAGGCGGAACAUUUUAUUGAUUUAUCUCAAAUUCCGUGUAAUGGCAAAGCUGCUGAUAAAAUAUAUGGAGAUGGCAUACAUAUUCUUGUCAAUAUGAAUGGAUAUACUAAGGGUGCUAGAAAUGAGAUAUUUGCAUUGAGGCCAGCCCCUGUUCAAGUCAUGUGGUUGGGUUAUCCGGGAACUAGCGGGGCAAGUUACAUGGAUUAUCUAGUAACUGAUGCCGUGACGUCACCACUGGAACUAGCAAGUCAAUACAGUGAAAAGUUGGCGUAUAUGCCCCAUACAUAUUUCGUUGGGGACCACAAGCAAAUGUUCCCCCAUUUGCAGGAGCGUCUUAUUCUUAGUGACAAGGUGAAAUCUCAUAACAACUUGGGUAUUGUCGCAGACAAUGUUGCAGUUAUCAAUGCAACUGAUUUGUCGCCGCUUGUUGAGAAUACUGACAUAAAAGAAAUAAAAGAAGUGGUUAGAGCCGCAAGACCUGUGGAAAUUUCUCUAAAAGUUGCCGAGCUUCCAACCACCACGCCUAUUGAGACCAUGAUUGCUUCAGGUCAAGUACAGACUUCUGUCAACGGUGUUAUUCUGCAAAAUGGUUUAGCUACGACACAAACAAAUAAUAAAGCGGCGACAGGCGAAGAAGUGCCGCAGUCUAUAGUAAUUACGACUCGGCAGCAGUAUGGUUUACCUGAUGACGCGGUAGUUUAUUGUAACUUUAACCAGUUGUAUAAAAUCGACCCACUGACUCUUCACAUGUGGGUGUACAUCUUGAAACAUGUGCCAAACAGUGUACUAUGGCUCUUGAGGUUCCCGGCUGUCGGCGAACCCAAUAUCCAGGCGACUGCAUUGCAACUAGGUGUCCCACCCGGACGUAUUAUAUUCUCAAACGUGGCAGCGAAGGAGGAACAUGUAAGGCGUGGUCAGCUAGCCGAUGUCUGUCUCGACACUCCGCUGUGUAAUGGGCAUACUACUAGUAUGGAUAUUCUGUGGACGGGCACGCCGGUUGUCACUCUGCCGGGGGAGACCUUGGCCUCAAGAGUGGCAGCGUCUCAACUAAAUACUCUUGGAUGUCCCGAAUUAAUUGCCAGAACGAGACAAGAAUACCAAGACAUAGCUGUAAGAUUAGGAACUGAUAGAGAAUAUUUAAAAGCAAUCCGUGCUAAGGUGUGGACGGCACGAACGGAGAGUCCCCUUUUCGAUUGUAAGGCGUACGCAACCGGUCUCGAGAUGUUGUACAACAAAAUGUGGGCCCGGUAUGCGAGGGGCGACCGCCCGGACCACAUACAGGCGAUAGAGAAGUAGAUGAGAGACAAUACCGCAGAAGACAGUGAUAGUGAGUGGACAGCUAAGAAACGCCGUUGGUGCUAAGUGACAGUGGACUUAUAGUGAUUGCUGAUUAAUUGCCUUUUGUAGGGAGCGGGUAGCGUGUAUAAUAUUACACCGUGUAAUACCCAUGCGACAUACGCCAGUUGAUCUUUUUUUCAUACAUAUUCAUUAUGUAUAAAAUACACUGAACUUACAUUAUCGUAUGAAAUGUCUGAAAAAAAGGACAUCAAGUAAUCGUGGAUUAGCAAUUGAGUUUGUUUAAUUUUUAAUUAAGAUUUAGUGUUUGAAGUAUUGAUCAUUGAUUCUUAUUAGAAGUUAUCGUGAUAUGGAAUUCUUGCAGAUGUAAGGAGGUGUGAACUCAUUUCUUGAUUACGGCUUCUGUCUAUGAUAUAGCGGAACAUGGCUAAACUUCAUACCGAGGUAGUAUUCUUCUUCUAGAUGGUUCUCUAGUCAACUGCUAAUAAAUACUAGAUUGCUAUUACCUUGGAUGGAAUUUAGAGUUGACAUUUAAUUUAUUGCUACUAUUCUUAGGUACUGCAUUUUCAAAUUUACCUUGCAUGUGAAACUUAUAUAAAGAAAGCAAUAAAAUUGGAUUUGUCCAUAGUAAUAUAUAUCGGGGCCUUGCUAGUAGUACUUAUUUAUUUGCGAGAUUGUCUUAUUUUGCAAAUGUGUUACAAAUAUCUAUAAAUUUUUUAUGUAUACAAGUUUGCCUACAUUAUAUGUCAUUAUAUUCAAAUUCUAGUUCAUCCUAUUUAAUGAUAUAGCCCACUAUUGCAAUAUAAAUACAUUAAUGUUAUUACAGUAUAUAAUGUGUGUAACUGUUCUCUGCUCUGUUUUGUAACAAUGAAGAAGAACAAAGUCCCAUUUUCAAUUGCAACUGCCAAAGGUAUGAAUAAGAGAUCGUUAUUUAAACUGUAAGAGUGCAACUCAUAACACCAAAUUGUUUAAUCAGUAAAGUCCAGAGCCUAUGUAAGACUGAUUAUCUGGAUACCCCAACGUACCGAUGAUUAGGUUAAUUAGUUCAAUUUAGUUAUUUGUCACAUAUGUGGGUGACAUCCUUCUUGAGUGAAGAAUUUAUAUUUUUAAGUGACUCUUUGUGAUAGUAUGAUAAAGAUGGCUAUGGAGGUCGUAUUUUAACGUUACGCUAUCUAUAGACAUCGUUUCCUCAGUGAUUUAUGUUUUCUUCAUGUAGCUUUUAUUCUAAAUAAUCAAAAUGGCUACUUUAAAAUUAAUUUUUGUAUAUAAAAGAUUUUCUGUUGUGUAAAUAUUACGACUUACACCUGAAUGAAUUUGGGUUAUUUAAUAUAUUUUAACAUUUUUUCUUGCUUGCGUUUAUAAUUGUGAAAUGUAUUUCUCUGGAAGUAUUUGAGUUGAACAGUGCUCUGUAACAAUUGUAAUGUUUUUAUAUGACGCAUUGUAACCGUUAAGGCAGCGAUACCAUCGUAAUGACUUUCCUAAUCAUACAGACCGUUUUAUUGAAGAAAUAUCACUAGUGUAAGAUUUCUCUAUAUGUGUGAAUCAUCGUUAAUUUCAUCUCAUUUACGGCUUAAUCUGAUUGGAAUGUAAAUAAAUACUAAACCUUACAGUUGAGCAUAAUUAAGUAAAAUUGAAAAAUAAUA